UGUUGCCAGCAUUAUAUUAUUUAUUUAUAUCGUUUGUUUGCAACGAAAUUAAGAACGAAAACGAAAUGCUUCAAUGUUGAAUGAAUCAGAGGGCGCAAGCUCAUUUGAUAUGUGGAAAGACUGCGCGAGAAGCCUGAGCGCUUCGUUUCGAGUCACUGGGGACCCCUGUGCGCAACAAGAGCCCCCCAUGAGAGCAAUAUUGCAACCAGACGCUCGCGAUUGGACGGACGUUGAUCAGAUGGUACAGUUCCCUUCUGCCCUAUUGAGUGGCACCUCGCAAGCCCCCUUCAGCUAAAACCAAAUCUCCGAUAAAGUAAUGGCAAAACCACUUGGACUAUAAAACAUUACAAAUCAUAUUCCUCGGAGCAUAUUUGUCCAUCCAAUGAGUUCCUAUUUUGUCAACUCAACUUUUCCUGUUUCUCUGCCCGGAGGACAGGAGUCUCUCCUCGCUCAGAUACCUUUAUAUUCCUCCGGAUAUACUGACCCUUUAAGACACUUUUCCAACGCUACAUAUGCUGCCAAUAUGCAAGAGAAGGUUUACCCAACCUCAUAUUACCAGCAAACCACUAGUAUCUACGGUCGCCCCAGCACCAGCGCUCCCUGCGACUAUACAGCUGCCACUUUUUACAGUGACCGCUCGUGCGCUUUCGCAAAUCGAGAGGAGCAGCCGCUCUUUGUAACUCAGGACCAGCGCAAGUCAGAGUGCCUCGAGCAGAAUGUAAACAUAACCACUGCUGUGGACGACAAGUCUUCUCUGCUUUAUCCGUGGAUGCAAAGGAUGAAUUCUUGCACCGCCGGGACAUUGGGCAGCAGUGGACGCAGAGGCCGUCAGACCUAUACUCGAUACCAGACUCUUGAGCUCGAGAAAGAGUUCCAUUUCAAUAGGUAUCUCACCAGGCGCCGUCGGAUCGAGAUUUCGCAUGCUCUGUGUCUCACUGAACGUCAAAUAAAGAUUUGGUUCCAGAAUCGCAGAAUGAAGUGGAAAAAGGAGAACAAAGUUAUGAAUCCUUCGAAACCCAGCGAUGAAGAGGAGGAAAAGCAGACAGAUUGAAAGGCACUGAGUAAAAAAGCGACACAAACCAUCCUGUAACUGUUGUAACAUGAAUUGAGAGAUGUUUAAUUAUUGUCGCUUGUUGUUUUUCAUAAAAUAGCUGCAUAGGCCUACACAUUUUUGUGGAAAUAUGUAAAUAGGCCUACUAGAUAAAUAUAUUUGCACGAUGAAAUAACGUCUGUUGGUUAGAAACAGGUUAAAAACAACUGAAGCUGGCUAGCCUAUUCUUAUUUGAUUGUGUUUGUAUUUUUUGUUUUGCCAAUAUUGUUGCUUGAAAGUAAAAUGGGUUUACCACAUCCACAAAGUCAAAAUUGGCUAUAUCGUAAAUAUUCAUGAAAAAAUAAAUGUGGUCUUAAUUUAAGGUUAGGUAGU
Molecule: messenger RNA, 1423 nt
Organism: Salvelinus sp. IW2-2015
Lineage: Eukaryota; Metazoa; Chordata; Actinopteri; Salmoniformes; Salmonidae
Product: homeobox protein Hox-B6b-like
Biological process (GO): regulation of transcription by RNA polymerase II; anterior/posterior pattern specification
Cellular component (GO): nucleus
Molecular function (GO): RNA polymerase II cis-regulatory region sequence-specific DNA binding; DNA-binding transcription factor activity, RNA polymerase II-specific
Source: RefSeq, a predicted model, not a curated record